AUGGAUAAAAAUGACGAAGAGAAACCUAAGGACUCGAUGAAUGACCAAGAAAUGCCACGUAGCGAAGACUGGAAAGCCCGAGUCGCUCGACGAGCAGAUCCAGCCGAGUGGCCUACAGAGUCCUUAUUUCAAAAGGGAGAGCAGGUCUGGAUUGCUUCACCUGGAUCUAGAGGAGUGAGGGGCCCUUUCAAGAUUGUUGGUGUCCUUGGAAACGAGCAGUAUCGGGUUCGCGACGAGCGACUGGGCACUGAGGAGCAAGUUCCCGGCGCGAACAUGAAGAGGCGACCUUAG
This is a messenger RNA of Cladophialophora psammophila CBS 110553, 291 nucleotides long. RefSeq lists its product as uncharacterized. The transcript has 2 exons. Lineage: Eukaryota; Fungi; Ascomycota; Eurotiomycetes; Chaetothyriales; Herpotrichiellaceae. The record is from RefSeq and is a predicted model, not a curated record. Bases 1 to 291 code for a protein of 96 amino acids.